Messenger RNA from Sphaerodactylus townsendi, 1113 nucleotides. RefSeq names its product olfactory receptor 5V1-like. Gene Ontology annotation, molecular function: G protein-coupled receptor activity; olfactory receptor activity. Gene Ontology annotation, cellular component: membrane. The transcript has 3 exons. Gene Ontology annotation, biological process: G protein-coupled receptor signaling pathway. NCBI's taxonomy places the organism in Eukaryota, Metazoa, Chordata, Lepidosauria, Squamata, Sphaerodactylidae. Bases 1 to 1113 code for a protein of 370 amino acids. The record is from RefSeq and is a predicted model, not a curated record.
AUGGAUAGUGUUGAGGAAAAGGAGGCCCCCAUCCUUGACUUGUCACCCAUGUGCAAAGAACCAUCCUCCAUGAGCUUUUUGGUCAGGGCCAGCAACGGUUCUCCUGAGCCCAUAUUGGGAAGGGUGUCUCAUAAAUUUGAAAAGAACAAACUCCUGGCCGGAAUCAGGAAUCAGACGCAAGUGGUGGAAUUUGUCUUCCUGGGUUUCUCUGGAAUUUCAUACGGCCACACCUACCUCUCCCUGGUAUUUCUAGCCAUCUACUUGGUCACUGUACUGGGGAAUCUCAUGAUAUUUAUUAUGAUUCAACUGGAUUCCAGCCUCCACACCCCCAUGUAUUAUUUCCUCAGCCACCUCUCCUGCUUAGAUAUCUGCCUCUCUUCGGUCACAGUUCCUAAGAUCCUAGUGAACUUUUUGCGCCAGCAACAGACCAUCUCCUACAACCAGUGUAUGGCCCAGAUGUUCUUCCUGAUGUCUUUCACGGGAGCAGAAGGGGGCCUGCUGGCUGUCAUGGCCUACGACCGCUACGCCGCCAUCUGCAAACCUUUGCAUUACUCCCACCUCAUGAACACCAAGGUGUGCACCGUACUGGCCUUUGCCACGUGGAUCUGGGGCUUCCUAGACUCCGCUCUUCAUACAGCUCUCAGCUUCAGGUUGGACUUCUGUGGAGUCAACCAGAUUCAUCACAUCUUCUGCGAUCUCCCUCCACUGAUGAAAAUGGCUUGCAAUGAUGCACACAUCAAUGAAUUGGCUAUCCGCAUAGCAAGCAUUUUUGCAGGUGGGGGCCCCUUUGUGUUCAUUGUUUUCUCAUAUGUCUUCAUCCUGUCCUCCAUCUUGAAGAUCCGUUCCACCUCUGGGAAGCGCAAAGCUUUUUCCACCUGUGCUUCACAUGUCAUUGUUGUCUUCAUUUACUAUGGGAAUGCAUUACUGAAUUAUAACAGUCCAAGUGGUGGUUACUCCUUGGCGACGGGCACUUUGGUCUCCACCAUGUACUGCGUCAUCACCCCAAUGCUGAACCCCAUCAUUUACAGCCUCCGCAACAAGGAGGUGAAGGGGGCCCUCAAGAAGGCAGUGGAAAGCUGGAGGAAGUAUAAGCAUCACCACCCUAUAAGCUAG